CAAUAAUAAAGUGGCCCUAAUCUGUCAAUACAUAAACAUCCUGAAGAUUUUCGUACUUUAUUCAACUUUCACGCUUGUACUCCACAGAAUUCAUUUGGAUCUUCUUUUAUGAUGGCACCCCUUUGCGGACCUCAAUAGCAAUUUGAAUUAUACGAAAAAUAAUAAGGAUCCGAGUAUCUUAUGGUAAAACACAGCAAUUUGGACUGAAAUUGCAUACAAUCUCGAGCUUCUCUGGGGACCUUAGUUGAAUUAACUUACCUAUAAACAAUUACUCACGUGUCCACUCGUUUUAAGAGCCAAGCAUUAAAGCAUACCUUAAUACUUAGUGUUUAUAUUCGAGUUUCCUCUUGUUUAACACAAGGUUUAUCGACGUAACCUUGAGGUAUUUUCAUUUUUAAGACGACAAUGUAAGUCACGUCAUCCGAUUUUUCCGAAUAACAUUAUUAUAUGUAAUCAUAGAAAUUUAUUCGGUCCAAGGCUUCCAGAUCGAUAUCAGGUAAGUAAUAACACAUUGUGUUGAAGCGAUAUCAUUCAUUUUGACUCUUAUAUAGUGUCUACGUAUGAAUAUAAGAACUAAUAGAAUAUUUAAUCACGAUAAUAUAAUUCGAAGACACCGGCUGCAAUCUCGACUAGCCUAAAAUCAUGAAAUUAGACAGUUUCAACAAAUACUUAUCCAAGAAAUUUGGAAAUUUGGGAAUUUACGUGGCAACAUACACCAGUUACUUCAUCAUAACCCCUGUGUUUGUUUCGUUAAUAUUAGCUACUGGACUUCAAAAAUGGCAAGAAGUAAAUGAUAUAAAGUACUUAUUCGCUCCGGAUAACACGAGACACGUCACAGAAGAAGCCAGCAUACAAAAAUUAUUUCCAAUGGAUCUAUCUCACAAUGCGAGUAUAGAGAGAAUGAAUAGAGAACCGUCUCUUGCAUCAGUACUGAUCACAGCUAAAGAUGGCGGAUCAGUACUUAGACACGAAAUAUUCAAAGAAAUAUUAAAUUUAGACGAAAUUAUUCAAAAUCUGAGAAUUGAAGAGAUUCGUAGCAUGAAGUACAAAGAUCUUUGCGCCAUGGAUAAUAGAGGAGUAUGCUUCGAAAAUCAUAUUCUUCUAGAUGAAGAACGUAUCGAAAUGAUGGAAAAUGGAAAUUAUUCCAUAAAAUAUCCAUUAGAUAUUGAAAGAAAUUAUGAUUAUCAAUUGAAUAGUUUAUUUCUUGGAGGAGUUGAAACCAACAAUGACGACAUGGUGACGAGUGCCAAAGCCAUACGAUUGUUUUAUUAUUUAAAUGACGACACAAUGAUGAAGAAACGUAACGCGGAACAAUGGCAAUGCUUGUUUUUGAACGCGACAUCAUCUAUUAAUUUCCGGUACAUAAAUGUCGACAGAUAUGCUACGAUUUCAACUCCUCAAGAACUCAAUAAUGUGAUUUACAAAGUGUUUCCGCGAAUUCCUCUAGCGAUAAUUGCCGUUUUAGUGUUCUCUACUCUUACCUGUUUAUUUAAUAAUUGGAUCGAAAGCAAGCCUUGGAUAGGGGUCAUAGCACUGACUUCAGGUGGAAUGGCUUUAACUUCAUCUUUUGGUUUAAUUCUGUACUGCGACAUACCAUUAACAGUUGCUGUUGGGUCUAUCCCCUUUUUAAUUUUAGGUAUAGGUAUGGAUGAUGCAUUUGUUUUUUUGGCUGCCUGGAAAAAGACCGAUUCCAAGAAUAGCGUUACGGACAGAAUGUUGUACGUUUAUUCGGAAUCUGCCAUCUCCGUAACCAUAACUUCCAUUACAAAUUUAAUAGCUUUCUCUUCUGGAUUAUUGGCCCCUUACAGAAUAAUUCGUUACUUCUGUACGUACGCUUCAGUAACCGUUAUCUUCUGUUACGUUUAUCAGAUCACGUUCGUUGGGGCUUGCAUGGCCCUCUUCGGAUACCUGGAGAAGCAAAAUAGGCAUUCGCUACUAUUCGUACAAUUGGAAAAAUCUAACGAGGGCCAAACGUGGUUCAGGAAAACAUUCCUCACGAGUCAAAAGUGGGAAUACGAAAACAGUAAACUGAAUUUCUUAUCCACAAUAUGGAUCCGACUGGGCAAUCUCCUGUCAUUGUGGCCCACUAAAUUAAUUGUUUUUUUAAUAUUAAUUUUACACGUAUCGAUAGGACUGUGGGGCAUAAGUUAUAUAGAUGUCGUAGGAAGCACUUCCCAAUCAAUCGCUUCGGAUUCGUACUUACUAAAAUGGUAUUUAGAUUUCCUUAAAGACGAAAGAAUAUCAUUCCUCCUGAAGUCCUACAAUAUAAGUGACCAGGGGGAUUUCAUUGCUGUACUACGAAAAGCAUUUCUACGUCAUCCGAUGGCUCGACGUUUCAGAGACGACAUAGCUUUCAAUUCGAAUUACACUUCAAUAAUUGGCAGUAGAUUCUUUGCUCAAACGGAUUUCACAGAAAACGAAGAUGCCGAAGUGGCCACUCUGAAAAAAUUACGAGAAAUUACGGACGGAGCCCCAUUCCACGUUUUCCCAUAUCAUUACAAUUCCUUUUUGGUGGAUGACUCCGAGUUACACUUGAAAUUCACCGCUCAGAUGCUGGGUAGUAUCAUAUUUAUUGUAAUUAUCGUUUGUUUUAUAUUCAUGCCAGACGUUGUUACUACCUUUUCGGUUGCCUUCUCUAUAAUUUGUACAGAAAUCUGUACGUUAGGGUACAUGGCCUUAUGGGGUAUCGAUUUAGCUCAAGUUUCCAUCGUGGUUUUAGUCAUGUGCGCUGGAUUUUCUGUCGAUUUUACGGCACACUUCUCGCAUUUUUAUAAGCGAUGCCCCAGCGAGGAUCACAAUCAGCGACUUCGUUACAGCAUCAGUUCUAUAGGACUAGCGAUAUUUCAAGGUAGCGCAACAACAAUAAUAUCAAUAUUGCCAUUAGCCUUCCCUUUGGCUUCUUCUGGCCACAAUAAAUAA
Messenger RNA from Centruroides sculpturatus (bark scorpion), 2919 nucleotides. Its product is annotated as patched domain-containing protein 3-like. NCBI's taxonomy places the organism in Eukaryota, Metazoa, Arthropoda, Arachnida, Scorpiones, Buthidae. The transcript has 6 exons. The record is from RefSeq and is a predicted model, not a curated record. Gene Ontology annotation, cellular component: membrane. The coding region runs from base 643 to 2919 and encodes 758 amino acids.